This is a messenger RNA of Tupaia belangeri chinensis (Chinese tree shrew), 1004 nucleotides long. RefSeq names its product polysaccharide biosynthesis domain containing 1 (gene PBDC1). The record is from RefSeq and is a predicted model, not a curated record. Bases 43 to 687 code for a protein of 214 amino acids. NCBI's taxonomy places the organism in Eukaryota, Metazoa, Chordata, Mammalia, Scandentia, Tupaiidae. The transcript has 6 exons. Gene Ontology annotation, cellular component: cytoplasm.
AUCAUUUCCGGGAAGGUGAAGCCACGCUUUCUGGGCUGCAACAUGGAGGCUUCUAGUGGAACUGAUGAGCGGGUUUCCGGGGAGCUGCUAUCUGUGGCACAUGCUCUUUCGCUCCCAGCAGAAUCAUAUGGAAAUGAUCCUGACAUUGAGAUGGCUUGGGCCAUGAGAGCAAUGCAGCAUGCUGAAGUCUAUUACAAGCUGAUUUCAUCAGUUGACCCACAGUUCCUGAAACUCACCAAAGUGGAUGACCAAAUUUACUCUGAGUUCCGGGAAAUUUUUGAGAAACUCAGGAUAGAUGUAUUGGACCCAGAAGAACUCAAAUCAGAAUCAGCUAAAGAGAAGUGGAGGCCAUUCUGCAUGAAGUUUGAUGGGAUCGUAGAAGACUUCAACUAUGGUACUUUGUUACGACUAGAUUGUUCUCAGGGUUACACUGAGGAAAACACCAUCUUUGCCCCCAGGAUUCAAUUUUUUGCCAUUGAAAUUGCUCGAAACCGGGAAGGCUAUAAUAAAGCAGUUUAUAUCAGUGUUCAGGACAGAGAAAGAGAGAAAGAAGCCAACAAUGGUGGAGAGGAAGGAGCUGACAGUAGAGAAGAAAAGGCCAAGAAAGGAGAAGAGAAAGAAGUUGAUAGAGAAGCAAAGAAGAAAACUGUCAAAGGAGGAGAAAAAGAGAAAGAAGCCAAUAAAUAAAUGAUUAAAAUGGUGAAACACCUAUGUAAGGCAGACUGGGAAUACCACUCUAGAGCUGUGACUAAACUGAGUCUGAAAGUAGCAUGGUACUGCUUGCACAAAUCCCUUUGGUUACAUAUAUGUCUAUGUGCAAUUGAAGGACACUUGGAAGGACAUCUUUAUAACCUAAUAAUGAGAGCUAUCUGAUCAUUCCCAUGUAUGAACUAGCUUAAAGACUUACUGGGGUCUUAGUUGUUUCUUGGUAUGUAGUUUCUUGGCUCUUACCACUGGUCAAAUAAGAACUUUUAUAAAUAAAACAUUUUUUUGGUUCUUUUGAA